UUCUAUAAGUGCCACUGAGACUUAGUUAAGUCUGUUGGAAUCCAAAGUGGCUAAGACCCAGCAUGACCUCAGCCUCCAUGCUUCUCAACCAAGAAGGCACUUCGGUACCUUCUAGAACUUACUCCUUUUGCAGCCGGCCCCGAGCUGUGCCUGUCAGAAAGCGAUUCCGGACGACGACACCAGAAACCGAUGAGACAGAAGAAAUCCCCAAUCAGUAUGGGAACCUCAUGUAUGACAGAAGAGUGGUUCGAGGCAACACAUAUGCCGUUAACUCAAUGUAUUGGGAUACUGAACUACCUGAUCCUGUUCAGAUCCAGAAGCAAAGAGCAGCCCACAGGAAAAUGCUGGCUAGAAAACGAGCAAAGGAAACAGAUACACUUGACACAGAGAUACUUGGCCCUCAGAUUAUGGAGAGGAGAACCCGUAUCGAUGUGCAGACAGAAUUGUACCUGGAAGAGAUUGCAGAUCGCAUUAUGGAGGCUGAUAUGGAGUGUCAAACAGAUCUUUUCCUGGAUAGACCAGAGACCCCGCUCUUCAUUCCAGAGAAGACUGGGACCGAUGUCGCCACACAAAUAGAAGAAGGAGAGCUUUUUGACUUUGAUAUUGAAGUCAAACCAGUCCUUGAAGUUUUGGUUGGGAAAAGCAUAGAGCAAGCUUUGCUCGAAGUCACAGAAGAAGAGGAGCUAGCCAACCUGAAGGCCCAUCAGUGUGCAUAUCACGAACUGCGCAACGCAGAGAUAGCAGAAGUGCAACGUCUUGAAGAACAAGAGAGGCGGCACAAAGAAGAAAAGGAACGUCGUAUGGCGAAGCAGACAGAAAUACAGGACAAAGAGAGAGAGGUCUCUGAUAAAAUUGCAGCUCGGGCAUUUUCUCUGCAAUACCUGUCCAACCUCAUUCCUUCAGUCUUUGAUAAUCUUCAAAAUAAUGGGUUCUUCUAUGAUACAGUAGAAAGAGAUGUUGAGAAAGGAUUCCUUCCAUAUUUGAUGAACAAUGUUGAACAGAAUAUGGAGAAGAGGCUUCUAGGAAAAACAAUGGUUGACUGCUUAAUUAAAGAGGUGACUGAAAAGAGGUUGGAGGAGUUUGCCGAAUAUCAGAGGGCUGCCUCAAUGAAAAAACUUCGAAUGCUAGGCAUAAUCCACCAAUAUUCCAGUCAGAGGGAUCCUUUCCCAAGCUCUAGCGGAGUUUCAUCAUCUCGGAGACCUCAUGAUCAUGCAGACUCGCGUCAGAAAAAAAAGGCACAGUCAACUAAGGAACCUAGGCCCCACUAAUACAAAAAGAAUCAGCGAUCCUGAUAUGUCCAAGAGAAUUUCAAAUCAUCAUUUGGGGAAAAUGGUUGAAUCUGUUACGGUGGAAAUUAUCCCCAGGAUAAGCAAUAAAUCGAACACUACUGUUUUUCAAAUGUCUGCCGACUCCAUUAUUUGAUUUAGUCAUCAGUCUCUCAAAGCUCACCAGAAGUCUCGCCCGGUACGUCACUCACUUCCUCUGCCAUGCUGCUCAUAGUUCCAGCUGUGAUCAGAAGACACCCCAGUCUCCCAAUCACAGAAACAUCUGCCAUCAUGGUUAGAGGGUUUGCCUCUUCAGAUGAAUGCUGCUGGAACUGUAAGCAGCAUGGGGGAGAAGGUGAGUGAUGUGCCAGGAUGGGGCUUCCACUGUGGUUAUAGAGGCUGUACGUGAACCUCUCAAAGAUUUUAUUUAUAUAUUUAUUUGAACUAUGCUACAUUUGUUUUUAGUGUAUUUUUAUGCAAACUGUGAUGAUGAUAUGCCAUUUGAAGGAUCCACUGGGGCCAAACAGCAGAGUAUACACAUGUUUAUUGAUAGAUACAUAUCUUCUUUGUUGUGCAAAAAGAAUUAAAAUGUAUUAACUGUAAUAAAGAAACAUUCCAC
Molecule: messenger RNA, 1884 nt
Organism: Hemicordylus capensis (graceful crag lizard)
Lineage: Eukaryota; Metazoa; Chordata; Lepidosauria; Squamata; Cordylidae
Gene: RSPH3
Product: radial spoke head 3
Exons: 9
Coding region: 63-1268 (401 amino acids)
Cellular component (GO): cilium
Source: RefSeq, a predicted model, not a curated record